This is a messenger RNA of Mandrillus leucophaeus (drill), 687 nucleotides long. RefSeq names its product putative POTE ankyrin domain family member M. The record is from RefSeq and is a predicted model, not a curated record. NCBI's taxonomy places the organism in Eukaryota, Metazoa, Chordata, Mammalia, Primates, Cercopithecidae. The coding region runs from base 104 to 670 and encodes 188 amino acids. The transcript has 2 exons.
CCCUGCUGGGGUUGGCAGAUUUUGGCUGGGAUUGACCUUUCUCUUCAAACAGAUCCGAAACUCAGAAUUUCCUGCUAGUUGGUGAAACUGGUUGCUAGACGCGAUGUGCUCGCUACUACCGGCCUCCCCUGGCUGUUCAAAGCAGAUGGUGGCUGAGGUUUCUUCAAUACCUGCUGCCUCCGCUAUGAAGAAGCCAUUUGGUCUCAGGAGCAAGAUGGGCAAGUGGUGCCACCACUGCUUCCCCUGCUGCAGGGGGAGCGGCAAGAGCAACCUAGGUGCUUUUGGAGACCAGGACGACUCCGCUAUGAAGACACUUAAGAGCAAGAUGGCCAAGAGGUGCUCCCACUGCUUCCCCUGCUGCAGGGGGAGUGGCGAGAGCAUUGUGGGCCCUUCUGGAGACCAGGACGACUCCGCUCUGAAGACGCACAGGAGCAAGAUGGCCAAGUGGUGCUGCCACUGCUUCCCUCGCUGCAAGGGGCGCGGGGAGAGCAACGUGGAAGCUUGGGAAGACUACCACGACAGCGCCUUCAUGGAGCCCAGGUACCACGUCCGUGGAGAAGAUCUGGACAAGCUCCACAGAGCUGCCUGGUGGGGUAAAGUCCCCAGAAAGGAUCUCAUCGUCAUGCUCAGGGACACUGACGUGAACAAGACGGACAAGCAAAAGAGGUAACCGGGCCUGGGCUGGGA